AUGGAAGAUUUGGAGACUAACUUAAUCCAGACAAGCAAAGCAUGUAGAAUAGAGCAAAUGGUAGCAAAAUGGCUUCACCGCGCUCUGGAUGGUGCAUCAAGGGGCAGCGUGUCUGUGACAAACAGCAGUAAUGAUGGCAGUAGUCAGCCUGCCAGCCGUGUCAAAAUUACUGUCACAGUAUAUAAAGAUUUGGUCCUCCAUCAUUAUGGCUUUGAGAUUUGUCCAAACCUUCCUCUUACAAUUGCCUCUGUUACUCCAGGGAGCACUGCCGAAGGGAAGCUGCAGCCAGGUGACCAGGUCCUCCUGAUAAACUCCACCGUGGUGGAUGACCUCUCUGUUGAACGAGCGGCUGACAUCAUCAGGGCAGCCGGUGAUGAGCUCCUGCUAACGGUCCUGCGCUGCACGUCGGGCGGGCCCAAGUCAUCAUUUCUUACUGCAGAGAAGAGGGCAAGGCUGAAAACAAACCCUGUGAAAGUACGGUUUGCAGAGGAAGUGCUGGUGAAUGGACACACACAGGGGAAUUCUCUUCUUUGUAUGCCCAACGUUCUCAAAGUAUAUUUGGAAAAUGGACAGACGAAGGCUUUCAGGUUUGAGACAAGCACUACUGUCAAGGACAUUGUUCUCACCUUGAAGGAGAAGCUCUCAAUCCGGAGCAUUGCGCACUUUGCCCUUGCUCUGGAGGAGCAGUACAACGUGACAAAGAUCCACCUGCUGCACGAGGAAGAGUUCAUCGAGCAGGUGGUCCAAAAAAGAGAAUCUCAGGACUACCGGUGCCUCUUCAGAGUUUGCUUUGUCCCAAAGGAUCCCUUAGACCUCCUGCAGGAAGACCCAAUUGCCUUUGAAUAUCUCUACUUGCAGAGCUGCAGCGAUGUGCUUCAGGAAAGAUUUGCUGUGGAAAUGAAAUGCAGUGUGGCAUUACGUCUGGCUGCUCUGCACAUACAGGAGAGGAUCUAUGCUUGUGCUCAGCCACAGAAAGUAUCCUUGAAAUACAUUGAGAGGGACUGGGGAAUUGAAAAUUUCAUCUCACCAACUCUGCUUCGAAACAUGAGAGGGAAGGAUAUUAAGAAAGCCAUCAGCUACCACUUGAAGCAGAACCAGAUGCUACUGGACCCUCGGCAAAAGUAUUUCUUCUCUUGCAAAACGAAGCAUAUGCUCACAGCAGUCCAAGUGCGCCUGACCUACCUGCAAAUACUGGGAGACUUGAAGAUGUACAAUGGGAAGAUCUUUAACGCCACCCUUAUGCUACAGGACAGAGAAUCGUAUGUUGCCUUGCUGGUGGGUGCCAAGUAUGGGGUGAGCCAGAUUAUCAAUAAUAAGCUCAACAUCAUAACAAGUCUGGCAGAGUUUGCAAACAUCAGCAGGGUGGAGCUUACAGAGGAGUCUGAAAAAGUGAGCACUGUCAAAAUCUAUCUGCAGGAUCUGAAGCUGCUGACUCUGCUCCUGGAAUCCAACAGUGCAAAAGACCUUGUCUGUCUCAUCAUUGGCUACUACAGACUGUUUGUGGAUGCAAAUGUCUCCAUAUUUACCUGGGGGGAGAAAAAACAGCAACUGCACCGUGUCUCAGCCGAAGAAGGAUACGAAUCUCGAACCUGCAGUGACUCUGAAGACUCCUGGGAGCAGGAUUCCUCUUCAGACCAUUGCUUGGACACUCCUACAGCACACAGCAGUGCCCAUCCUGUGUGCAACAAGGAGGAGCUGGGAGAGCUCCACAGUCUGGAAAAGGACAGCACAAAGCCCCAGUCUGAAGGGAGUGAGCAGUAUGAUGCGUGUGACAAUGCAACAGACAGCGCAUCUGAGGCUUCAGAUUCAGCCAACACUGAGAGCCGAGGAUUUAAGACAAGUGGCUCCAGUGACUCUAUGGAUGCACUGGAGGAAGAUGAGUUGGAAACGUGCUCUUCCUUCAGGCCAGAAUUCUUCCACUUCUACAUACCAACAGUUCAGGAGAUGAGCCACUCAGACAAGAGCUUCUUCCCCAUUCAUGCUGAAGGAGGCUCCAUCAGGGCAGAAAAUGGAGACUACUUCUGCUUCUUGCAGGUACCUCAUGCAGAGGACCUUGGGUGUGAGAACAGUCCCUCUGAGCAGAGAGGGGAGGACAUUGGUACAUCUGUGGUGAAAACCAGAUUGUCUGAGAAAAACACCAUGGACUUCUACAACUUGUGCUACAGCAUAUACCCUGCAGGCAGUGUGGAGAGGAGCAAAAUCAGCCACAGCCCUCAAAGAAGUCCUUGGAAAGAUGAGUCUUCCCAGGAAGGGGCACCAUGUGGAGCAGAUGUGACUGCAGAGGCAAGCGACCCCAUUUUGGAGCCGCCCCCAGGCUUUGGUGACACCAGCUCUGAGGAGGAGGAGUUCUAUGAUGCUGCAGACAGGCUUAGCCCUCCAGACGCCUUGGCAGGCUACAGUAUCACGUCCCAGGAGAGUACAGACAACUGCUCCAGCAUGCUGAAGCAACCAAGGUGUUACAGCUUAGGAGAAAGCCUGAUGACAAGGCAGACAGCAAAGGAGAAACACAGAAAGGAGGAGAUGACAUAUGCUAAGAGCCUGAAGAAGAGGAGGUCUUUCCUGAAAACCGAUUACACCUCACAGGUCACUUUUCCCUUAGCUUUACCAGGCCCUCUGCAAAGCUGCUGCUCUUGGCCACCCACACCAGCACUUCUUGCUCAGCUGCCCUCUUCACCCUCCUCAGAGAACAUCAAGAAUGCAGAGCUUCAAGUUCCUGCUGCAACCCACGCCCAGAGAAACAGUGCUAGCCCAAAUCCAUCCUCUGGCCUGGUGGAAAUGGAGCCUUAUACCAUGGAAACAAAAUCAGUGACUGACUCGUUGAUUUCUUCCAUUUCAGCUGUUCGCCUGCAGGGUGUUGCCAUGCAUGUGGACAGCAGCCUCCAACCUACACAUGCUGUAUGUCCACCUUUCCUGUCCCUGGAGGAAGGUGUGCCCCUUCCUGUGGGCACAUCUUGUUUACAGGCUGUCAGGUCACCUGCUCAGGGAAGUUCCUCCAUGAAUAAUGGGUUGCUGAGUGAGGAGAGAUGUAUGGACACCAAAGGCUGGCUGGCCCAAGUGGCACAGGAGGAGAUGGGUGAGGUGAUGGCAGCCCAGCAGGUUGGUGAUACGCACCCAUGCCCUGGCCAAGAAGUGACUUGCCCUGCUAACAAACACACACUGCCAGCUCAUGGCUCCAGCAUGGGCUCUCCCCAUGAGGUGGACAAGGACCAGGCCCAGGAACCGCUCCUCACUGCUGAGAGGGAAGCAGUGUGUAAGGAGCCUGUCCCAGCUCUUUGUGAAGAAGAAAAACCUAAUCAUGACAGCUGUGCUGAAAACAGCAGUGACAGUGCCUUGUUACAGGCAAAAAGCAGACCAGCGAUAAACAAGGAGGCCUUACAGAAAGCGAACAAUAAAAAACACAUAGGUUUUCCAGAUGCAGCUCAGCUCUUAACAGAUAGCAGCAGCACUUCUGGGGUUGGAACUCACCUCUCAUGUGGGCUGAGGACAGACCUCACAUUACCCAGCCCAUCUCAGGAAAGGGUAGACAUCCCACUAGAGCUUUUGGCCUCUGAGAAGACUAGUGGGUGCCUGGAGGCUGAUGCUGUUGGAAAGGAGAUACAAACAUCCCCAGCCGGAGCACUGUUUGCGAAAGAGUUGCUAAGCAGCCAGGAGCUGGAUGGAGACCCUAGAAAAGAUGCAGGAAAUGUGGCUCUCACACAGCCACAGCCUAUUCAGACUCUUCCCAGAGAACAGUCUACUGAGGCGGGAAAAGACUCUCCUAUAACUCCAUCUGUAGUGCUUUCCACCUCCUCAGGCCCAGUUUCCUUUGGCUUGCUGGAGAAAAAAGCAGACCAUGGGGCUUCAAAGCACUCCUUACUCUGCUUUAACCACAAGGAGGAUGAGCAGAGUCCUUCUGACCCCAUCAUGACCAGGUCCUUGGGUUUUUCCACAACGAAGAGGACAUCUCCACCACAGCUUGGGAUGGACAAAUGCAGCUGUCGUCUGUCCUAUAUCAGCUGCUUCCACAGGUCUGAUGACAAGGGGGAAUGUGAAACUACCAUCCCCAUGUGCAACACAUUUCUGGGGCCCCUCACCACUCCACCGUCCAGCAGCUGCAGUCUUCCUGGGACCCCUGUGAGCAGUUACCCAGUCUCCAUUGCUAGGGACAUGGCAUGGUGGGACCCUUACGUCCAAGCCCUCAGCAAGCUGAAGGACCAAGCACAGAGGAGCCCUGAAGAUUUUUCCUGCUUCCUGGCUUACACCACAGAGCUUCAGGAGGUUGUGGGGAAGCUCUCCAGGAACCAAGCAACCCAUCUGCAAGGUCAAUGUUCUGAGCAGGGUGCUGAGAGCAAGGGUACCCUUGGCUUAGUCUCCCAGGAUCUGCUGUCCAGUUGCCAGGAGCUCCUGAAAACAGAGCAGCCCCUAAAAGAGCUGCAGGGUGUGCUGAGGGUGAUGUUCAACCACCUAGUUCAGCUGGCAGUGGCCUGCUUCCAGGUGACACACUGCCAGCUGUGCAGGCAGAGGCAGCAGAGGCUUGGGGCUGCACUCAUGGAUGUGGUGGGAACCUACCAGCAACUUGUGCAGGCUGGUCACCAGCAGCUUUGCAGUCAAGGCUGCCCGGAUAUGGGUGCCAACCUCCUUGCCCGCCAACACACAGCCCUCACAGCUUCCAUCUUUUGUCUUCUGCAUCAGCUCAGGGAACCCCCGUUGUCGUGAUGGGGAUGUUUGGUGGCACAAGUGCACUGGGUGGGAAGAGCCCAGCCAUGUUCCUUCUGUUCACUAUCAGGCUCUUCCCUACAGGGCAUUUAGCCCCACAGUUCAAGAAUCGGCACAGAAGCAUGUGUCCCUGGUGUCAGCUUAGCUCCACCAAGAGCCACGCCUGUGCAGGGGGUGGUUAUGAUGCAGGGUGUACUGCCCUCCAGCCUAGCUUUGCGCAAUUUUGUGUACGCAAUCUCUCUAUGUAAUAUGCAAAUUCAUAGAGUACUUCAGUGGCUUAUGUAUCUUGCCUGGGGCUUGUCCCUCACCUCUCAAAGGCCUUGCAGGUGGCUGGUCUCAAGGUGUUGUCUUAGCCUUCUGUCACCUGUGAAGCCUGCCUUUCUUGCCACUCCAUACUCUCCAGGCAGUUUCCGAAAUAAAAUUAUGUCAGAUGCCAACCUGGCCCCAUGUGAAGGAAACCAGGAUACUUUGUCCACCACGUGUGGCUAAGGAUGUAAUGGAAAUCUCUUUGGGAAACAAACCAUGCUGUAUUUAACUGCCUUUUCUUGCAGCCACAGAAGAGGCUUGUCCCAGGCAAUGUAGGCAACACCAUAUCCUGCUUUUCUGAUCUGGUUUCUGUGUGUCAGCCAGCUCUUCUAUUUACAUUUGCUGAUGCUUGAGAAAGUCCCUAACACUCCCCUGCCCCUGGUCUGGGCUAGCAUAUGUUGCUGCAUAGCAAACUCAGGGGCUCAAUUGUAAAGUUAAAGGCUCUUACAUGGAGCUGAAGUGCAAACCUCUAACUACACACCAACAGCUAAUGAGAGGGGGAAUGUGAAGACUAAGAAUUGGAAGGACACAUAAGGCACAGCAGAGCUGCAGGCACUGGCAAACACAAAUUCAGCAAAAAUGCGGAGAAAGGCCUGGUGCAACAGGUGCUACUGAUACUGCCUCAUGGCACUGAAUUCCAGGUGUUGUAAAAGGCUCUUGAUAUGAAAGAAAAAUGAAAAUACAUAUGCAAAUGAGAUAGCAAUUUACCUCAGAAGACCUUCAAGUCCUUCCACUGGUGGUUGGAGCUAGUCAUUUACAGCGACAUGGAGGCUGUUUGGUGGUUUGUUGGGGUUUUGGGGAUUUUUUUAGCAAUAAUGGCUGAGGUUACAUAUCAACUUAGAUGCAUCAAAGAUGCUUUCUGCUGUGGCUAUGAACUAUAUCUGUUCUCUUUGUGCAGGGCAGAGUCAGAUCCCAGAUACCCUUCCAGGAGGAACUUCAGGGUUAGUGAACUUCGCAUGUCAGUGUGUGAUGACGCAUAAGUAACCAUAAGGAUGCAAUGGGAGUUUAAGAGUAAACAUUUUAUUUUAGGUUUUUAAAAUAGAAGCACAGGAUUAGCUAUAGGCUUCAACAACUCCCCGAGUCUUCAACUGAUUUAAAGUUGUCAGGACACAGUGCACCUGGAAACAGUUUCUCCAUCUGGGAAUCCCAUCUUGUGCUCCCCCAUCGGAACAGCAUUGUCCUUUUCCAUGGGAAGAAAUUUUCCUCACCAGGGAGCUUUGCAAUUCUAACUUCACCUUACUUACUGUUUUAGCAAGAUGAAAGAAAUAUAUUAAAGCACUCCUUGCUGCCCCAGAACAAGUGUAGAUGCAAGAGUCAGAAACACUCUAGAAGCAUCUGUAAAGAAGUAGAAUUGAAUCCCUGUCAGUUUCCACUGGAUCCCAGGGCUCCAUUAGCUUAUGUUUUAUGUUCAAGAGGAAAAAGUAUUUUCCAGCAUUGUACUGCUGAGUCGAAAUGCGUCACUCUUGAUAGGGUCCUUGAACAAGAUUUAAGCAGAGCUAUCCUCUCUAUGCAUAUUCAUGCUGGUGCCUCUGCUCAAAAUUUGGAGUUUGUCUCUCUUGUCUGCACAGCUCUUUAACAUUACAAAAUAAAGAAUUUUCUUGUGCAUUAUCA
Neopsephotus bourkii (Bourke's parrot) is the source of this 6612-nucleotide messenger RNA. It is a transcript of the gene FRMPD1, whose product is annotated as FERM and PDZ domain containing 1. The record is from RefSeq and is a predicted model, not a curated record. Bases 1 to 4695 code for a protein of 1564 amino acids. NCBI's taxonomy places the organism in Eukaryota, Metazoa, Chordata, Aves, Psittaciformes, Psittacidae. Gene Ontology annotation, molecular function: protein binding. The transcript is spliced from 15 exons. Gene Ontology annotation, cellular component: cytoskeleton.